AUGGCGUCGGCGGGCCGCUGGGCGUGGAUGGCGGAGGUGGCGGGCGAGGAGCUGGCGAAGCUGGAGGCGGCGCACCCGGGCCGCUUCGGCCCGCUCAAGGCCGAGCUCGAACGCCUCGUCGCCGACCCCGGCUUGGACGAGGCAGCGUUCCCGCUCGUCUCACCGCGCGCCGGUACCACUCCGGCCGCCUCUUCGUCCCUGCUUGCUGCUGCUCCUUCGCGCACGGUGCCCGUGUGCACUCAAGAGUCGUCGACCCGGAAGAGAAAGCCGCGCGGCAGCCGGGAGGAGGUGAAGCGGAGACGGCGGCCGAGCGCGCCGCCGGGAGGGACGAAGGACGGGGCCAACUUGGCCAUCGAGCGCGCCCAGCGGUGCCCAGAGAGGAUCCGCGCUGUCAAGCAGAGCUUGCUUGCCGCUUGGAUUCACUGA
Molecule: messenger RNA, 426 nt
Organism: Miscanthus lutarioriparius
Lineage: Eukaryota; Viridiplantae; Streptophyta; Magnoliopsida; Poales; Poaceae
Source: the annotation of a GenBank genome assembly